AUGGCAUUCAAAAAAGUCGCUGUAAUCGGCCUCUGUGCCGUCCUGGUGGUGGCGGCAGCCGCCGUAUUCCUCGUCCGGGACAAACACGAAAACGAACAAAACGUCCACGACAACAUCAACCAGUCCCAAAAGGCGGCCAUUCAAGACCUCUGCCAAACGACCCACUACCAGCAAACGUGCGUCUCGGCCCUCACCAAGGCCUCCAAUGCCUCCGACCCGAAAGCCCUUAUCGAGGCAGGCUUCCACACGGCCAUUCAAGAGCUCAAGCGCGUGAUCACCCAGACGGGCCCGCUUCAAGAGGCUGCCCGGGACCCCCGCACCGCUGGGGCCUACAAGACGUGCCGUAAGCUUCUGGAUGACUCCAUUUACGACCUCGAAGAGACCGUCAAUCGAUUCGGAGCCCUGUUCGACACGACCGACGAUUUUCGCCUAUUGAUCGACGAUAUCAAAACCUGGCUCACGGGGGCCCUCACGUACCAGGACACGUGCAUGGAUUGUUUCGAGGGCAUAGAAGGUGAAGCAAGCAAGAAAAUGGAGAAGCUUCUGAAACUGUCGCGUGAGCUGACGAUAAACGGGCUGGCAAUAGCGAAUCAGCUAACGGAUUUCCUAGCGCCAGCUGGGGCCAGCACCGGGAGGCGCCUCAUGAUGACAGGGUUCAAGCUUAGAGAUUAUGAUAAUGAUUAUGAUUACAGAGGUAAGACCAAUGGUGGUCGUCGCAGGCUUUUCGGAGUCGAUCCGCCUGAAGACGGCAGCGAUUACUAUUAUGAUUACGCAGGCCAUAAGAAAGGAAACCGCAGACACUUGGGAGCAAGAGAUUCUAUAGCCGGGCUCAAAGAUUAUGACUAUGGAUAUGAUUACAGAGGCAAAACUAAUGGAGGUCGCAGGCUGUUUGGGCUCAAAGAUUACGACUAUGGGUAUGAUUACAGAGGCAAAACUAAUGGAGGUCGCAGGCUGUUUGGAGCAAGAGAUUCUGCAAAAUACGGGCUGGGGCUGAAAGAUUACGACUAUGGGUAUGAUUACAGAGGCAAAACUAAUGGAGGUCGUAGGCUUUUGGAGGCCGGGGCCAAGAGUAUCCGCCCGAACGUGGUGGUAGCGAAAGAUGGAUCCGGGAAGUACAAAACGGUUAACGAAGCCCUGCUGGAAGCCCCGCAAAACAGUAACAAGACGUUUGUGAUUUACAUCAAAGAAGGUGUGUAUGAGGAAUAUGUUACUGUGAACAGGACAACCUGGUCCGUAAUGUUCCUUGGGGAUGGCCCCACCAAGACGAGGAUUGUCGGGGACAAGAGCUUCGUAGGUGGAUAUGAAACAUUCUGGACUACAACCGUGGCAAUCGAGGGGGACGGUUUCAUAGCGAGGGACAUGGGGUUCGAGAACCGGGCAGGUCCCAAGAUGAUGCAGGCAGUUGCGGUGCGCGUAUCCGCUGAUAUGUCGCUCUUCCACAACUGCCAGCUGGAUGGGUUCCAGGACACCCUGUACGCGCACAACCACCGCCAGUUCUACCGGGACUGCACCAUCAGCGGCACAAUCGACUUCAUCUUUGGCAACGCGCGUGCCGUCUUCCAGAACUGCACCCUACUCAUCCGGAAGCCACUGGAGACUCAGAAGAUGUGCAUGGUGACGGCACAGGGGAGGACCCUCGUGAACCAGACUUCAGCCACCGUGCUCCAGAAUUGCAGGAUCCUUCCGGCGCCCGACUACCCGGUGAACGACAAGUCGUACAAGGCAUACCUGGGCCGGCCGUGGAAGGACUUCUCGCGGACCAUCGUGAUGGACAGCGAGAUCGAUGGGGUGAUAAACCCUGACGGGUGGGCUACGUGGGAGGGGUCGACAGCAAAUCUGGGCACGUGUUGGUAUGCGGAGGUGAAUAACAAGGGCCCAGGGGCCGACCUGAGCAGGCGGGUCAAGUGGCCAGGGAUCAAGGCCGUGUCUGUCCAAGGGGCAGCGGCGUUCGCCCCAGGGGAGUUCAUGGUUGGGGAUUCCUGGAUUGCCGAUAAGGGGAUACCAUAUAAUCCUGCUCGGAUGCAGAGGCCGGACGCGGAGGUUAGAGGCGGAGGCUGGAGGCAGUCAUUGAAGGCCGACGCGGAGAUCCGAGACGGAGGCAGAGGCGUGGGUGCCUGGGCAGAGGUCGGAGGCCGGAGGCGUGAGGAGGCUGAAAGCGAGCGACGCGACGAGGCUAGGGUUAGGAGGAGAGGUGCGUGCGAUUGA
Messenger RNA from Striga hermonthica, 2205 nucleotides. The record is from the annotation of a GenBank genome assembly. NCBI's taxonomy places the organism in Eukaryota, Viridiplantae, Streptophyta, Magnoliopsida, Lamiales, Orobanchaceae.